UUGCAGCAAGACUGCAAGAGAUAGGCUUGGUCCUACCAGCAAGACUCGAUAAAGCGAGUGGGGUGCGGUACAUAUAUAUUCUUUUUAACAAAAUAUUCGAACCAGUUUUCACACAGCCUUCAAAAGUGUAACAUGUCACAAUAGUUUUUCGUUUUUUAUUAUUUUUUUAAAUCGAUAUAUUCGACGUCAAGAUGAGAGUGUGUUGUGCGAUAGCUUGUUUUAUUGCCGUGGUCGGCGUGAGUCAAAUAAACGCACAGCUACCGCCUAGGCCCAGCAUACCUGGCGCGGUCCUGGUACCGCAAUCCAGACAGAUCCAAUACCGUCAGGGACGUCUGCUGCAACAAGAACCCCAACCUCAGAUCUCCCAAAGGCCUAGGAGGCCCAACCAAACGGUCAGACCGGUGAUCGAGGAGAGCGAGGAACAGUCGAACUUCGACGACGAGGUCAACAAAUUGGGCCUGUCGGCCCUGCACACGGCCGUCAGGCAGGCCGAGGAGGAGGAACACGCCACCGCUAGACCGGCGCAAUCGAUUCAAUUCAGACCGGAAAGACCGCUUCCGUUAUUGAGGCAAGAUGUACGCGACAAUUAUCCGGCAGAAAGGCCUUCGCCCAGGCCAGUAGCUAGGCAGCAGGAAUACAGAGAACCCCAGCAAGCCAGAGUACCCCAGAGACAACCACAACAACAAAUUAGGCCACAGCAAAGGAUAGCCUCAAGACCUGUUGAAGAUGAAGAAACCAGACCACGUAAAUCAGUGAGUCAAAUUUUGCGCAAAUAUAGGACAGAUAACGCUGACGGAAGCAUAACUUGGGGAUUUGAAAACGACGAUGGUACAUUCAAGGAAGAGAACAUAGGUAUCGACUGUGUGAUUCGUGGAAAAUACGGUUACGUAGACCCAGACGGUGUUAAAAGAGAAUACAGUUACGAGUCUGGCAACCCAUGUGAUAAAGUUGAGGAAGAGGAGGAUCUCCCCCCACAGAUCCAGGGGAGGAAAGAGCAGAUUCCGAACCAAGGAAAAAAAAUUCAAUAUAGACCCAUAAGUCAGUAGAAUAUAAGAAAUUGCCAUAAUUUUUAAGACCCUCGAAUUAUUAAACCAUUGUUGAUAA
Coccinella septempunctata (seven-spotted ladybird) is the source of this 1104-nucleotide messenger RNA. RefSeq lists its product as uncharacterized. The transcript has 5 exons. Lineage: Eukaryota; Metazoa; Arthropoda; Insecta; Coleoptera; Coccinellidae. The record is from RefSeq and is a predicted model, not a curated record. Gene Ontology annotation, molecular function: structural constituent of chitin-based larval cuticle. Bases 192 to 1046 code for a protein of 284 amino acids. Gene Ontology annotation, cellular component: chitin-based extracellular matrix.